Messenger RNA from Penaeus chinensis, 2432 nucleotides. Its product is annotated as transmembrane protein 170B-like. The coding region runs from base 126 to 608 and encodes 160 amino acids. The transcript has 3 exons. The record is from RefSeq and is a predicted model, not a curated record. Lineage: Eukaryota; Metazoa; Arthropoda; Malacostraca; Decapoda; Penaeidae.
UCGAGAGGGGCGAUCUCGCGAGAACGUUCAACCAAAUUCAACCUUUCCGUGCAUUUUUCGUUAGCUUUAACCUCAGCCACUGUGUGUGGUUGUGGCAAAAGGUCCUAGAAUGUAGGAAAAGGAAAAUGUACCCUAAGGGUUGGUGUCCUGGUGAGGUAGUGUUACAGACUGUCACAGCACUCAUACUUUGGUGUCAGUCUGUCGGAAUCCCUGGGGGGGCUGAGGCCGUGGUAGCCUACAGCACCCAGCACGAUAAUGCCGAAAUCCAAGAUCCUCAAGCUGGAAAGAAACUCAAACUUUUCCCGGAGUUGUGGAAGGAGAUAUUUCUGUGGGGAUUCUUCUCUAUGCUGUUCAUUCACAUUGUGGCCAGUAUCAUUGCAUUUUUGAUGCUUAGGAAACAUAAAUAUGGAAGGUUUUCAGCAGCUUGUAUAUUGCUAAUUGGUAUGUGCACCACUUUUGCAAUGUGUGCAGCUACAAGUGCAGCUCUGGGAUUUGUUCUCUAUCAAGCCAAGAUUAGUCUGCAGCCCAUUGAAGCCAUGAUAUGUGGGAUAACGCAGACCGCUUUGUUUAUAUUCUUUGCCUUUUCUCGGUUCAUGCCAACUCUCUAGUCAUGUUUGCACAGACAAAAGCAUCAGCUCAGUGUCUGUGCUGUGUAAAUAUAUAUGCAUGUGUAUAAAGUUGUUUUGAAGAUGCUGCUGCAGUCCAGUGCAUUGUCCAGCAGAUAAUUCCCAGUCACUCCCUCGCUCCUCGAAGGUUUCAAACCAGCACCAGGAACUUGCCAUAAGAUGCUCUAGGUCAGCCAACAGUCUCUCUGUAUGUGAAUAAAACAACUGGAAACCACUUGAUUAAACAUUCUCUGGUUUCAUGGCGUCCAGGCCGAAAAAUUUCCCCGGGGGAGUGAUUCCCAUGGAACGUGUAUUGAGGUGAUGAGUUACUGUUAUCUCUAUUUCAUUUGCCCAGUUUAUAUAUAUAUAUUUUGUCUUUUUCAGGAUAUUUUGUUCCUUAUAGUUCUUUUUUUUUUUUUGAGAGGGAAAAGUUACAAAACUUGUAAUGCAAAGGAUUGUCAUAAAAAAAAUGCAGUUACAAAAAGAGUUACAAUUUUUUUGGUUUGACUUAACUCUUAAUUUCUAAAUCUGAUUUUUGAUGUGGAAAGAGUAUGAUUAUUUCAUUGAUUUAUUCUUCACAUUCAUUGACUUUUAGAGGACUGUAAGUGGCAGUUGAAUGAGAUGGAAGAUUUAGUUUGACAGCUCUCUACCCCUUUUUUUAGGAUUUGUAUCAUGAUAACUUGAUUAUGAUUAAAGCAGCUUCUCAUUCCUUUAGAAAAUUAUGAGGACUGGAUUUGGUAAAAAGAUAGUAUUCAUUACAUUCCAAGGAUGACCAUGUAUUUCUUCUUUCUUUUUGAUCAUUGUUUGACUAACGGUUUGUGAGUGAAAUUAAAAGGUUAGUACAAGAUGUGGUGGAGCAUCCACAUUAUUUUUAUUUAUUCAGUCUCUACAAGUUCAUGCUAACUGUUGUUUUCAUUAAAGCAAAUUAAACUUAUUGUAAUGGACCAUAUAACAUAGGAAUAACUAGGUAAUAUGAAGCUUUAAUAAUAUUAAUAACAUAGGUGAUUGACGGUAUUAACUACAUAAAUGGUAUGUAAGAAUACAUUUGAACUAGAUUUCGUUAUUACAUUUAAAUGUGUUGAAGGUCCCCUAAGAUUGAAAGGUUUGCCAUAUUUUUACAAUUUUAGCUGGUCACAAAGGGAAGGUAUACUUGAAAUAUGCCUUUCCUUAAUUUAAUUGAUUGAAUCCGGAUAAUUGUUCAUCAUUGUAGUUGAAAUAAUCAUAUGACCUCCAUGGAAUUUAAAAUCGUUAUCCUUAUCGACGACAUGGAACCACUUAGAAAGUUUGACUCUAGGCCCUAUUGUUUAUUUUUGACUUGCUGUUUGAUAUUGUUUUGCAAAUUUAACAUGAAGAUACAAAUGUAGCAAGAGAAUUCACCGUUCAGUUCUGUAAAUUGGUGCUUCAUGAACUUUGCAAGUUUUGUUUGUCUGAUUAAAAAGAAAAAGAGAGAAAGCAUGUAAAGAAACAUAGCACUAGUAUUUCUUUGAAUGUACAAGCUAAACUAAUCACAGGUUUAAGUGCUAUCAAGAUAAGAUAUAUAGUUGGUGCAAUCUGUCUUGCAACAUUGACAUAGGGGACCAAAGGAUGUGACCCUCACAGCCAUACAUGCUAAUUUGCUUUUUCUUGUAUUGCAAGCACCCAUUCAGAUUUAAAGUUGGUACUUAUGCAUCACAGACCAUCAUCAUUACACUUCAUGGAGGCCUUGGCAGGCAGUUUAAGUACAAUUGUUAUUGAGCUGUAAGAUUUGGGUACUGAGUGACAAGUUAGGGGAGCUGUACCAGAUUCCAGUGUUUGGGGUCAGACUACCUCAUGCAGUAUGAGAUGUAA